This is a messenger RNA of Helianthus annuus (common sunflower), 1431 nucleotides long. RefSeq lists its product as uncharacterized. The record is from RefSeq and is a predicted model, not a curated record. Gene Ontology annotation, molecular function: RNA-DNA hybrid ribonuclease activity; nucleic acid binding. Gene Ontology annotation, biological process: DNA integration. The transcript is spliced from 3 exons. NCBI's taxonomy places the organism in Eukaryota, Viridiplantae, Streptophyta, Magnoliopsida, Asterales, Asteraceae. Bases 1 to 1431 code for a protein of 476 amino acids.
AUGCCAUCACCUGCAACAGUCAAAGAAAUGCAAAGGCUCGCCGGACGAUUAGCAGCUUUGAACAGAUUUUUGGCCAAUCAUGCGGCAAAAUCUUAUCCAUUUAUCAGUACGCUGCGAAACUGCGGAAAGAAAACUCCUUUUCAAUGGACACCUGAAGCAGAAGCAGCAUUCAAGCAAAUGAAAGAAUAUUUAAUUCAGUUACCAACACUGACUGCGCCAAAAGAAAAAGAACCAUUAAUCUUAUACCUGUCAGCCGCGGAGGUAGCAGUAGGCGCAGUAUUAAUGGUAGAACGGGAAAACAUCCAGACUCCAAUCUACUAUAUCAGCAAAAUGCUCACCGGCCCCGAAACCCGUUACUCAAUGAUAGAAAAACUGGUUCUAGCGCUAGUACACGCAUCCAGACGUUUGCGUAGGUACUUUUCAGGCCAUGUCAUCACAGUUCUAACAAAUUAUCAUUUGGGCCAAAUCUUGUCAAAACCCGACGUGGCGGGAAGAUUAGCUAAAUGGGCCAUUGAGCUGGGAGGCUACAACAUUUUUUACAGACCAAGACCACCAAUCAAAGGAGUCUGGACCCUACACACAGAUGGUGCUUCUAAUGACGACGGAGCAGGAGCAGGUCUCCGAUUAGUCAGUCCGGAUAAUCACGAACUUACAUACGCCAUACGCUUAGAUUUCCAAAGCACCAACAAUGAAGCAGAAUACGAAGCAUUUUUAGCAGGUCUUCGUCUAGCACUCAAAAUGGGGGCAAGAAACCUUGAAGCCAAUGUUGACUCAAAGUUAGUAGCUGGACAAGUUAACGGUCGUUAUGACGCGGAGGGAGAAGCUAUGGCAUUGUACCUUGAACAAGCGCGGAUGUUGAUCAACCAAUUUCAAACAUUCAAAGUCAAUCACAUAAACAGAAGCGAGAACAAGCAUGCUGACGCGCUAAGCAAGUUAGCUGCUACCAGCUUUAAACACUUAGCAAAGGAGGUACGCAUAGAGGUAUUAUCCAAUCCUUCCAUUCAUCUCAAGCAAGUAAGCGUCAUAGAAAUGGGAAAUCCAUCCUGGAUGUCUCCAAUUAUUUUGUACCUUCAACACGGAAAACUCCCGGAAGGAAAAGCAGAAGCCCGAAAAAUACAGCACAAAGCAAUAAACUACGAGAUGGCAGAUGGCGUCCUUUAUCGAAAAUCAUUCAUGGGCCCAUUACUACGUCGUGUUGAUAAAACAGACGCUCAGUACCUAGUCAGAGAAAUCCAUGAGGGAUUAUGCGGGAUACACGCAGGACCGCGCAUGGUCGUAGCGAAAAUAAUGAACGCCGGAUUUGGAUUACCAUUGCGCAUUAUUUCCGACAAUGGUACAAACUUCGCCGCGGAAGACCUUCAAAAAUGGUUCAAAGAAAUGAAAAUCGAGCACAACUUUGCCUCCGUUGCGCAUCCUCAAGCGAACGGUUAG